GCUGAAAACCGACCAGGUUGUUAUUGUUGUGUUUUCUACCUCUUUUUGUACUUUUUCGCGACCGCGUCCCAUCGUCCAUCGUGGUCGUCGCCGUUGAGUCGUCGUGGUGAAGAGAACGUGAGCCUUUGCACAGCAUGGAUGGCAAGUAAAGCUAUUUUAUUGGCGCAGCAGUUGCGAAGCGAUUUUUUCGCUGACUGGACGCGUAUUUACCAAAGGGCGAUUUUGCCGCCGUCGCAGGGACCGCGAACCGGGUGGGAACGAGUACGAAGAAAGAGUACGACUAACGGUAAGAAGAAGAAAACCUGUAUGCGACCGACUCGUCGGAUGAACUUGCGACGGUUCAAACUGAAGGCGUGGGUGUUGGGAACGCAACCAACAAAGGCAAUCGCGGCAAUUGUUGCAAGUCGUUGUCGGCGGCGCAUUUGGUGUGAAGAAUAUCGUGCCCGGGCCGCAACGUCGAGGGGACGUAAGUAGCAUACGCGUGUGACUGUCAUCGUGACAAAUGAUUAUUUUUGAAUUUUUAUGAAUCAAGUUUAUUGUGUCCCAUCGGGGUGGCGUGUGCUAGCGCUCUUGAAUGAUUUACACAAUUAUCAUAAUAAUACUGAGAGUGAAUGAUUGGGCGUGUACAAAUUGAUUCUGAGCUGUUGAGCUUUAUUAGUGAUAUCAAUAUCAACGAGCAGUACGUGGUAGCAGGUGUUCAGCACUGAAUAAAUCAUUGGCUGAUAGUCGUUAUCCGGUGGAAUCAAUUAGUGUAAACGGUAUGACGGACAUGAUCGACAUGAGGAUGCAUCAACAUAUUGCUCACGAGAUUUACCGGCAGCAUAUGCUGCAAAGGAUUCCUGAUCCUUUUCCAUCGAUGUUGCCGGUUCCGGUGCCGCCGAUGCAUGCUAUGGCCCUGCCACCGCGUUACUCGCUGCCCGGCGUGGAGAUGAAACUGCAGAACAAGGAUCUGUGGCGGGAGUUCCACAAAAUUGGCACCGAAAUGAUCAUCACCAAGUGCGGAAGACGAAUGUUUCCUUCGAUGCGUCUUACCGUGGAUGGUUUGGACGCGGAUACCAAUUACUGUGUACUGCUGGAGAUGAUGCCCAUUAGCGACUGUCGGUUCAAGUUUAGCGGGUCCCAAUGGGUUCCGGCGGGUGGCGCCGAGCCACAGAGUCCGCAACGGUUCUGCCUUCAUCCGGAUAGCCCCGCCCUCGGGACGCACUGGGCCUCACAACCGAUUGUAUUUAACAAGGUGAAGCUUACCAACAACACGCUGGACAACAAUGGACAUGUUGUGCUGACCAGCAUGCACAAAUAUCAACCAAGAAUACACAUCAUCAGAACUGCAGAUCCAUCGCAGAUUCCGUGGGCCGCCCAGCAAGCGUUCGUGUUCCCUGAGACGGAGUUUGUGGCUGUUACUGCUUAUCAGAACGAUCGAAUAACCAAACUGAAGAUCGAUAACAACCCGUUUGCCAAAGGAUUCCGCGAGACUGGCCAGUCGCGCUGCAAGAGGAAACUAGGCAGCAGCAGCAGUGGCAGCAGCAAUACAUCAACGUCAUCCUCCUCGUCGUCAUCGUUGUCGUCCUCCGGAACAUGUGGCCAAAUGACAGAUGACGAGGAUCGCAACGAUCUGCAACAGCUCCACGAGGCAAAGCGGGCCAGAUCAAACGAGCUGUCGGAAUCGAUGGACCCCGGCCGGCUGCUAAUGGGUGGACUGGAGCACGGAAUGGGGCCCGACGCGUUGCGACUGCAGAUGCAUCGAAGGUUUCCGCCGGGUUCUAGUGCGGCAGCUGCCGCCGCCAACGAACUACUGAUGCGUCAGUACAAUCAAAUGUUCAAUCCCAGCUGGAUGGAUCUGAUGAUGCCGUACUUUGCCCGGAACCCGUACCAUCCGCACCAAGGGUUGGGACCGCAACAUGCACCCCAUCAGCUGGGACAUCCCUUUCUACCGGUGACGGUGAAUCAUCAGUUGAGUCCGGCACCGGUGCCACCGCAAAUAUCACCCACGGAAUCCAUUCCCGAGUCGGACCGAUCGUCCGCUUUCAGUGUGACACAACCGCUGAGCUCGGAGGAUGUGCAUCCGGUUCGAUCGUCACCCGCUUCGGUGGUGGAGUCUUCAUCGGCGAGGAGCCACGCUGGGGAUGAUCCGCCUAUCGAACAGCGGGGAGAUGGGAACGAUGACAGUAAAAAAGUGAAUUUCAGUAUUGCAUCCAUAUUGCUUCUGUAGGAGAAUACUUGUGUGAUUUAGAUUUUUAUAUCUGAUGUAAUACUCUCGUGUGUAUAUUUAUGAACUCCUCGGACACCUCAUUAUCAAGUGCUUUUGCAUUUUCUGUGAAUGUAUUGAGAUUGUGAAUAAGAUUUAC
Molecule: messenger RNA, 2345 nt
Organism: Armigeres subalbatus
Lineage: Eukaryota; Metazoa; Arthropoda; Insecta; Diptera; Culicidae
Product: T-box transcription factor TBX6-like
Exons: 5
Coding region: 761-2209 (482 amino acids)
Biological process (GO): cell fate specification; heart development; regulation of transcription by RNA polymerase II
Cellular component (GO): nucleus
Molecular function (GO): DNA-binding transcription factor activity, RNA polymerase II-specific; RNA polymerase II cis-regulatory region sequence-specific DNA binding
Source: RefSeq, a predicted model, not a curated record